Molecule: messenger RNA, 114 nt
Organism: Colletotrichum truncatum
Lineage: Eukaryota; Fungi; Ascomycota; Sordariomycetes; Glomerellales; Glomerellaceae
Source: RefSeq, a predicted model, not a curated record
AUGGACUUUUUCUUUUUUUUUUUCUCUUCAAUUUCUCUCUCUCUCUCUCUCAAUGUGCCCUCGUAUGCCUCUCACCGUCUCGACUUUCUCUUCUCCAGAAAACAGGGGAGAUAA